Molecule: messenger RNA, 1557 nt
Organism: Alternaria burnsii
Lineage: Eukaryota; Fungi; Ascomycota; Dothideomycetes; Pleosporales; Pleosporaceae
Exons: 1
Coding region: 1-1557 (518 amino acids)
Molecular function (GO): ATP binding; metal ion binding
Source: RefSeq, a predicted model, not a curated record
AUGGCAAUGGCGGAAGGAAAGAAGGAUUCGGUGGUGUUGCCAUUUUACUAUAGCCAUGUGUGGAAGAACGUGCUUCUACUGGCUCUGAGCGCUGUUUGCGCGCCUCUCUCGGCAGCGCUGGUGUUGGUCGGUCUUGCAGUGUCCAAACUCCAUGGACAGCGCAAUGCAACGUUUUCUAAGGAGGAUAAGCAGCAUGUUGCAGCGGCACGAAGACGGAAAACUAUUCUUGUCACAGGAGUGUCGAUGACCAAGGGCCUUACUAUUGCGCGCAACCUGUCUCAGCAUACACCACAUCGCAUCAUCGGCGCCGACAUCUCUGCUUUAUCACCAGGUCGCUUCUCCAACGCUAUUGCAAAAUACUACCGUCUGGACACACCAAGUGGCGACGAUGCGGAGCCAUAUAUUGAUUCCAUCCUCUCCAUCAUCCAGCGCGAGAAAGUCGACUUAUGGAUCAGCUGCUCCAGCGUCGUCGCAGCCGUAGAAGACGGUCAAGUCGUCCGCUUAGCAGAAAAGCAGGCGAAAGAACAAGGCCGCAAGUUUGAAGCCGUUCAGUUCCGGGAAGAUGUGGUCGAAAAGUUCCACGAGAAGGACAAAUUCAUCGACUAUAUCGAAUCGCUCGGUCUGCCAAUCCCAGAAUCGCACCGCUGCACCCACCCAGCGGAAGCUCUCGAUGUGCUCAUGGGGGAGCUUCACAGAACCCCGACAAAAUCUGGAAGAACAGCACCCAGGCGACAAUUCAUCAUGAAACCCAUCGGAGUGGACGACAAGGCGCGAAACAACAUGAUGACCCUCCUCCCCUUCAAGACACCGGAUGCAACAGCGCGAUACAUUCACUCUCUCAAUAUUAGCAAGGAAAACCCAUUCCAACUCCAACAAUUCAUCAAGGGAAACGAAUACUGCACACAUGCACUCGUCAUCCGCGGCAAAGUCAAGGCCUUCACUAGCUGCCCCAGCCUAGAACUCCUCAUGCACUACGAACCGCUACCAGCGUCCUCCCCCCUCAGCAAGAAGAUGCUCGAAUUUACCGAGCGUGUGUGCAAAGACGGUGGCGAAACCUUCACAGGUCAUCUGAGUUUUGACUUUCUAGUCGAGAACGACGACAAGGGUGCGGCUGCGAAGUUCUACCCUAUUGAAUCUAACCCCCGUGCUCAUACGGCUGUCGUGCUCUUUGAGCAGACGCCCGAAAUGGCGGAAGCAUAUCUUUCCAUCUUCAACAGUCCUAACCCCUUGACCUCCAAAAACAAGCCUGGCCCUGUUUUCCCUCGUACUCCAACGUACAGUUAUUACUGGGUCGGACAUGACCUUGUAUCUUUUGUCAUCCUGCCACUUCUCGAUCUCUUAUUCGGUGCGACAACGCUGCAGAGUGCGUUCAAUGAUCUAGCGACAUUUUGGAGUCAUGUUGUGGGGUGGAAGGAUGGGACGUAUUUGUUUGAGGAUCCAGUACCUUUCUUCGUCUUGUAUCAUGUUUAUUGGCCGGCGAAGUUCUUGGAUGCGUUGAUAAGGGGGCAGGCGUGGAGUCGGAUUAAUGUCAGUACUACGAAGAUGUUCGAGGUUUGA